AUGGCCGCUGAUGGACCGAAACCCGGAUUCUUGGGCAACAUUAACAAGGAUCAGAAGGCUAAAUUGCAAAAUCUUUGGGAAGUUCUGCUCAAGGCCGGUGAAACAUCCCUGAGCAAUGAACCGUCCAAUGCCUGCGAGGAGCAGCAUGUCACUCCAACUCAGCCGCAACGACGACAUUCUCUUCUUAGCCGCACCCAAAGUAACGUCUCAGAAACAAUCCCUGUCGCCCAAACACCGUACCAACAAAAUAUCAUGAAAUAUCUUGGCGAAAUGGGGGCUGGUGCCCCUGAGUCCAAAGCGAUUCAGAAAGCGCUCUCGAAGAUCACCCCCACUGAGCUUCGCACAGGGGUUCUUGAUACCCUAAAGCACGACCACCCUGAUGCUAUGAUGCUUCGCUUCUUGCGAGCUCGUAAGUGGGACGUUCCCAAGGCCUUCGCAAUGAUGAUGGAAGCAAUUGUGUGGCGAGUGAAGGAAAUGCGCGUGGACGAGGAUGUAAUGGCAAAGGGGGAGCUUCAUGCCCUCAAACAGACCCAAGAUACGUCCAACGUGAGCGAACAAAAGGCCGGAUCGGACUUCCUAUCUCAAAUGCGAAUGGGCAAGAGCUACGUUCAUGGUGUCGACCGGUUGGGUCGUCCGAUUGUGGUGGUACGAGUCCGUUUGCACAAACCGGGCGCCCAGACUGAAGAGUCACUGGAACGUUAUAUCGUUCAUGUAAUUGAGUCUGUAAGGCUUACUUUGGCUUCCCCUGUCGAGACUGCGGCUGUCUUGUUUGACAUGACAGGUUUUGGAUUAUCCAACAUGUGGUUCACUCUACAGGAAUACCCACCAGUCAAAUUUAUUCUCAAGUGCUUUGAGGCCAACUAUCCUGAAUCGCUAGGAAUCAUGCUCAUUCACAACGCACCUUGGGUAUUCUCAGGAAUCUGGCGUCUCAUUCGAGGCUGGAUGGAUCCCGAAAUCGCGGCCAAGGUUCAAUUCACUAAUAGCGUCGCCGACCUGGAAAAGUUCAUUCCCCGCAAUCAAAUUGUCAAGGAGAUGGGUGGCGCUGAGGACUGGUCAUACAAAUACAUUGAGCCUAGUGCUGAAGAGAAUUCAAGUAUGAAUGAUACUACCACCCGAGACGCCCUGAAAGGUGAGCGGCAGAGCAUCGGUGAAGAGUUCUUAUCUGCCACAUCCACCUGGAUUGAUGCGAGCAAAUCGAAGGAUGCUGUCAAAGUUCAAUCUAGUGAAAGUGAAAGAGAUUAUCUGGUAGAGCGACUUCGUGUCAACUACUGGAAACUUGAUCCCUAUGUUCGCGCUCGGCUUUGUUUGGAUCGGAUGAGGGUGAUUCAAGAUGGUGGUAAGAUCGAGUUUUAUCCCAAAGAUACACCCGCAGAGAGUGAAGAUACAACCAAAGAAUCGAAAGUGGAACAUCUAGAAAAGGUAAAUGGGACAGUUGUUCAACCAGUUUCUUAG
Messenger RNA from Penicillium soppii, 1452 nucleotides. Its product is annotated as CRAL-TRIO domain-containing protein. The coding region runs from base 1 to 1452 and encodes 483 amino acids. The transcript is spliced from 4 exons. NCBI's taxonomy places the organism in Eukaryota, Fungi, Ascomycota, Eurotiomycetes, Eurotiales, Aspergillaceae. The record is from RefSeq and is a predicted model, not a curated record.